Messenger RNA from Synchiropus splendidus (mandarinfish), 14882 nucleotides. It is a transcript of the gene pcdh11, whose product is annotated as protocadherin 11. NCBI's taxonomy places the organism in Eukaryota, Metazoa, Chordata, Actinopteri, Syngnathiformes, Callionymidae. The record is from RefSeq and is a predicted model, not a curated record. The transcript is spliced from 5 exons. Gene Ontology annotation, cellular component: plasma membrane. Gene Ontology annotation, biological process: homophilic cell-cell adhesion. The coding region runs from base 747 to 4040 and encodes 1097 amino acids. Gene Ontology annotation, molecular function: calcium ion binding.
AACUGAGUUCAUACAGUUCUACUGAGACAUCCACAGCUUAGCAGACAGACACAGCGCGCCGCCUCAUCCCGGCUGCUCCAAGUUCUGCUGCACUGAGGAGGCUUUACUUUCAUCCAACUCCGCUGGGAGGAGCGCGCGAUGCGAUCUUUCCUUCCUCUGCUUUUUUUUUUUUUUUUUUCCUCCUCUCCAGAUUUUGGACAAGCUCGAGACAGUUCGAACAAGUGGUUACUGUAGGGCGAAAGUGUCGUGUUUUCGGUCUGAAUUUGCGCGCUGGGAUUGAAGUUUUACGCAUUUAGCCCGGCACACGUGCGCGCGCCCUCGGCACCAGCCGGUCCGAUUCCUCUCCGCGUUAAAGUCAAAAAGAAAAGAAAAGAGACUGGUGGAUCGAUGCGAAGCCAAGACACCUGAUGAGGAAUUACAGCGCUGCUUUACAACUAAGUUAACCUGCCUUUUUUCCCCUCUCCCCACUCGCUCAAGAGGACUACCGUUUUUUUUAGCGCAUGGAUAAGUGCUUUGCCCCCUUUUUUAUUUUGCUAUUUUGUCAUUUUUUAGCGGAUAACAUGUUGGUCUCAGAUGAGGACUUGUAAGUCCUCGCUGCUUGAAUCCAAUCCAUGGCACUUUUUUCCCCCUCCUCUUCUUCUUUUGGUAAAUGAGUGAUGCCUCCACGCAGAGGUUGAGUUCUCGUCGCAGACGAGCGAACACAGGAUUGCUGCUGUAGUGAAGUGACGCUGCGCCCACGUUCUAGUAUGAACUUAACAAGUCAAGCUCAUGUACUGGUGGUUUUGCUCGCCAGCCUGGUCCUUCUAUGCCGGGCCCAGGAGAGAGACUACACCAUCAAAGAGGAGCAGCCCGAGAAUGUCCGCAUCGGGAACCUUCGCCGAGACCUGGACCUCAACCUGGACCCCAACAUCCGACUGUCCUCGCCGCUGCAGUUCAAGCCCGUGUACAAAACUGGAGAUGUGCCUUUGGUGCGAGUGGAGCCCAACACCGGCGAGAUCUUUACCACCAAUCACAAGAUCGACAGGGAGAAGCUGUGCUCCGGCGUUUUCGGGGAGAAACGCUGCUACUAUGAAAUUGAAGUGGCUGUCUUGCCUGAUGAAAUUUUUCGCUUGGUCAAGAUCCGCUUCCUCAUAGAGGACGUGAACGACAAUGCUCCCCUUUUCCAGUCCACGGUGAUAAACAUCUCCAUCCCUGAAAACACGGCCAUCAACACGCGAUAUCCAGUGCCCUCGGCGUUCGACCCCGAUGUUGGGAUCAAUGGGAUUCAGCAUUAUGAACUGGUAAAGAGCGUUGGCGAAUUCGGGCUGGACAUCAUCGAGACCCCCGAGGGUGACAAGUGGCCACAGCUCAUUGUUCAGCAGAACCUGGAUCGAGAGCAGAAAGACACCUUUGUGAUGAAGAUCAAGGUGGAGGACGGCGGCAACCCUCCCAAAUCCAGCACCGCCAUCCUCCAGGUCACGAUCUCCGACGUCAACGACAACCGACCCGUUUUCAAGGACAGUGAGUUGGAGGUCAUGGUACCGGAGAAUGCUCCCAUGGGAACGUCGGUCGUUCAGCUUCACGCCACGGAUGCUGACCUUGGUUCCAACGCGCAGAUUCACUUCGCCUUCAGCAACCAGGUUUCCGCAUCUACCAAGCGCCACUUUGCCAUCGACGGCACGACUGGACUGAUCACUGUGAAGCAACCGCUGGACAGGGAGCUCACCCCGGUGCACAAACUCAUCGUCCUCGCCAGCGAUGGCAGCUCCACGCCGUCCCGAGCGACGGUGAUUGUGAAUGUCACGGACGUGAACGACAACGUUCCCUCCAUAGACACCCGCUACAUCAUCAACUUGGUCAACGGAACUGUACUCCUGUCUGAAAAUGCGCCACUUAACACCAAAAUAGCUCUGAUCACUGUCACCGAUAAGGACGCCGAUCUGUACGGUAAAGUCGCCUGCUACACUGAUCACGAUGUUCCAUUUCGGCUAAAGCCCGUCUUCAACGAUCAGUUCUUACUGGAGACAGCUGCCCCACUCGAUUAUGAGAUGACUCGAGAAUAUGCCAUUAAGAUAGUGGCCUCUGAUAGGGGGACUCCUCCCCUGAACACUUCUGCCAUGGUUCUAAUUAAAAUCAAGGACGAGAACGAUAAUGCUCCCGUCUUCCCCCAGCCCGAAAUCCAACUCUCCAUACCAGAGAACAAUGACCCCUCCACACAGCUAAUAAAGCUCAGCGCCACGGAUGCGGACAGCGGACACAAUUCGGAGAUCAUUUAUACGCUGGGCCCCGAUGCGCCGGACGGCUUCAACAUAGACCGGCGCUCAGGAAUCCUCUCUGUCGGCAAGCGACUGGACAGAGAAAAGCGGGAGAGAUACGCCUUCACUGUUAUAGCGAGAGAUAACGGCUCCACGUCUUUACAGAGCAAUGUCACUGUCAAACUCAUUGUCCAGGAUCUGAAUGACAACAGCCCGGCUUUCACGCACCCCGAGUACAAUUUUUAUGUCCCUGAAAACCUGCCGCUCUAUGGCACCGUCGGCCUUAUCACAGUGACGGAUGCUGACGCAGGAGAUAACGCCGUGGUCACGUUGUCCAUUUUGAAUGGGAAAGACAAUUUCAUCAUUGACCCCCAAACUGGCGUGAUCAAACCCAAUAUCACCUUUGACAGGGAGCAGCAGAGCUCCUACACGUUCAUGGUGAAGGCAGUGGAUGCAGGACAACCGGCCAGCUCCUCCUACGCUAAGGUGACUAUUAACGUAGUGGACGUCAACGACAAUCGUCCCGUGUUCGUCAUCCCGUCGUCUAACUAUUCCUACGACCUGGUGAGGACCACCACCACCCCGGGGGCUGUGGUCACAAGGGUGUUUGCCAUUGACAAUGACACAGGUAUGAAUGCGGAAUUGCAUUAUAGCAUUCUCAGCAACAUCAUCAUCACGUCUCGGGUCUCUCCGCGAGGCUUGUUUGCCAUCGACAAAACAACGGGUAACAUAACACUGCAGGAGAAAAUAAUGUCAGCUGACCAGGGGCUGCAUCGGCUGGUGGUGAAGGUGAAAGAUCUGGGCCAACCCGAGUCAUUACAUGCCAUCGCACUGAUUCACCUGUUUGUCAAUGACACUGUGUCAAACGCCACUUUCAUCCAAGAGCAGCUGCGGAAGAGCAUGGAGACCCCCUUGGAUCGUAACAUCGGGGACAGUGAGGUCGCCCCCCAAGCCAAUGGAUACGUGAUUGUCGUCAUUGCCAUCAUAGCGGGAACGAUGACCGUCAUAUUGGUGAUAUUUGUGACUGCUUUGGUGCGCUGCCGACAGACACCCAGACACAAGGUGGUGCAGAAAGGCAAGCAAAGUGGGGAGUGGGUCUCGCCCAACCAAGAGAACCGUCAAAUCAAGAAAAAGAAGAAGCGAAAGAAGCGCUCCCCGAAGAGCCUCCUCUUGAACUUUGUCACCAUCGAUGAGUCUAAGACUGAUGACCCAACCCACGAGCACGUGAACGGCACGCUUGAUCUCCCUGUGGAGCUGGAGGAGCAAACGAUGGGAAAGUACAACUGGGCCACGACGCCCACCACUUUUAAACCUGACAGCCCAGACUUAGCCAAGCAUUACAAGUCGGCGUCACCUCAGCCUACAUUUCAAAUCAAACCAGAGACUCCAGUGGCACCAAAAAAGCACCAUGUCAUCCAGGAGCUGCCUUUGGACAACACAUUCGUGGUGGGCUGUGACUCACUUUCCAAGUGUUCGUCGACUAGCUCCGACCCGUACAGUGUCUCAGAGUGCAGCUGUCAGGGGGGAUUCAAGACCGCAGGGCAAAUCGCCACCCGACAGAACCUGAGCCAGACGCCAGAGAAGUCGUUUAGCUCGCCGCCUCCCAUUUGCCCUCACAAGAUAAAUAAGCGCCGAGGAGAAACUAUGACUUUUGGAAUGGAUAAAAUGAGAAGGACAUCUUGGCGGACAGAAAUAAACAGGCAAAAAAAAGAAAACAGCCUACUGUAUCUGCAACAUAGGAUGAACACCGCAGCCAUGAAAGGCGUUCUGCUGUGGCACGAGUCAACACACCAUCGCACAAACUAGUUCAGUCACUUGACUCCUCUCGCAUAAAACCCCACACAAGGUAAAUGUGAUCUCACAAGACAAGCAGCAACAACCCACGGCCCCAAUAGGGCGCCUGGGGUCAGAUCGGUGGCUAUCACCAAACACAUAAUGCUUUGUGACUGAAAAAAAAAGGCAAUCCUAAAGGUCAUUCGUGACCUGUGGGACCUGUACUGUGCAGCAUCUGUCGCUAGCAAGCAGCACAUGUCUGUGUCAAACGGCAAAAGGUAUGCGGUGAAGCCAUCCCACCAUGAAGGCAAGCAGCCUGCGGAGAGCAGCAACGCAAUCCUUGGAUAAACCUGCCUUUGUUUUUUUGCUGGUUUAUGUGUGGGACAUCAAACAGAACCUUGCUUUUCCUGACUAGAUGUACAUGUGUUAGCAUUUCCUUGUAGGUGUUUUAGGGCAAUCAUUUAGAGAGCUCCAUUAACACAUAUCAUUUACAAAGCUGCAAUCCACAAAUAUGUCAGAUCCAUACCAGGAACAAACAACCAAUACAUUAUUUAGAGCUGCCAGUAUCUGCUUCUAUUUGUCAGGGCAACACAUAUUUAAUAUAUGUGAAUUAUUUAUCAAUCCCUCACACUUCAAGAAGAGACUCAUGAGAUCUGCAGGGUUCACCCCGGCCUCUGGAAUGUUCCGCAACCAAACCAUUCACAGCUUUGUGAAGACUGGUGACGUAUGUUUUUUUGUGAAAACCAGAUCAACUAGAUGAAUCUGAGGAGCGGCUAAUAUUAAAGGUUAUGGUCAAGUGUGUCAACCUGCAGACCUUGACAUCACGCUGCAAGUGACGGACGUCUCAUGAACAUAGGCUUAUGAUGUCCAAAUCAGAAUCAGAAUAGGAUUUAUCAGGUCAGGGGGGGUUCCACCAACUAGGAAAGUGCUUUGAAAUAAAGUGCUGUUAAUAAAUAAAAUAAAAUAAAAUAAACCACAAACAAUAAAGGCUGAUUACAAAUCCAAGAGUCUGACGGCAGAGGGGAAGAAGCUGUUCCUGUGACGGGAGGUUCUGGUCUGGAUGGACCGUAGCCUCCUGCUAGAGAGAAGAGGAACAAACAGUCCACGUCCAGGACGAGAAGGGUCAGCUCUCAUCCGACCUGAACGUCUCUGGGUCCUGGAGACAUACAGGUCCUGAAGAGGUGAAAGAAGAAAAAUCUUGAAUUUAAAGUAAUAUUUUGUUACUAAAUUAAUAGAACUAGACAAAAUACGUUUUAUUAUUAUUAUUAUUAUUAUUAUUAUUAUUAUUAUAUUAUUAUUAUUGUUGUUGUUGUUGUUGUUGUUGUUGUUAUAAAUUAGUAUUAUAUUUUAAUAUUUUAUAGUGUUUAUUUUUUAUCUUAAGAUCAGAAAAGCUUUUAAGCAGUGAAUAUCUUGGUAACAUAAUGAGGGAUAACACACGUAAAUACAAUCAACAUGCAAAUACGAUAAUGGCACAAUUUUACAAAGUUCAUUCUAUAUCUUUAAUUGAUUUUCAUUUCAUCAUAUAUCUAUAUUUAUUAUAGUUGGGCGCCUGAAUGCAGGCAAUGGUCAGGUCUAAAGUGACAUUGUGACUUCCUGGAGUCAUUGCACUUUUUGAGAGAAUGGUGUCACACAUACUGUAAGCCUAGUUAAAAAAAAAAAACAAACAAAAAAAACAAGACACAACAAAACAAAAAAAAAAAACAAUGUUGGCUUCUUAUGUCCAUUUUAUCAUAUAUUUUUUUCAAACGGUUGCUUGAAGUCCAUGAGCGAGAACAUCAAUUAUGCAGGAGCAGCCAGUGAUUUGAGUCUUUCUGCGGAUCCACGAACGGCUCAAAAGUACAAGUCUGUCCUCACCAGUGUCACUUUAGAAACACAUAAAAGUGAAGCCCCCGCUCUCAGCGCUCAUUGUAACGGCUGAGCGAGACUAUAUGAACUGAGUCACCGCCGUGACUCAGAAGUGCUUUGCUCAGUCCAUUCCAUUUAUGUUCCUUUUUAAAUUCCUCUGUAUCCCUGGACAUUAGAUGAGGGAUGAGUGCAGGGGUCAUGUGACAGCUUCAGAUAUUUCUCAGGUAACUGACGCACAGCCUUGGCAUCAUUGACUUUCAAACUCAUGUUUCUAUAAAGGCCUUGAUGAUCCUUCUUAUUUAUCCUAUUUAUUGUUCGUGUUGAGCGUGAGGCAGUGGAUGAGAUCGGAAGAACAGAGUAUUCUAGUGAUUAUUCUGGGGAGUCAUCGCUGGAGAUGGGUGGAUGAGGUUUCAUGAAACAGUGUCCUAAUUUUCAGAGCUCAGUAGGUGGCGCUCUUAGUUUGAAAAUGAUGUGGCGUCGUUGAAAUUAAUCGACAAAACAAAAGCUUCUACAGCAGACAGCGCCAUCAAGAGGCCCAGGAAACUGAGGUCACUGUUUCGUGAAACUUCAUGAAACCAUCACAAGUCAUCGUCAGAAAAAAACUACCAUAACCUUGAGCACAUUACUUUAGAAGAGACAGUCCAGUAUAUGAGACGCUCAUCUGAUUUAAAGACUGUUCUCUCUUUGUUCAUUUGAUCCACAACUCACUCACACACACACACACACACACACACUUUGAAUGCAAAGUAAAGCCUUUGAUAAGUCAGUUAAAUGACAACUAAAGAGCUUCAUACAACACAAAUACCCUCAUUGCUCACACUUUAGAUUUACCCUUUAGAUAUUACCCUAAAUAAACUAGUAAUUCAUUGGUGUAUUCCUGCAUAGUAGCCAGUACUUAACCAACAUAAAGCAUUCACAAGUGUCUUUAAGACUGACAAGAUUUCAGGCUGGAAUAGUUCACGCUAAACAACGCAAUAAUUACCAGGUAUUAACCCUUAAUAACCAAGUACUCAAUCGUUGUAGGUAAUAUAAAGUAAGUAAUAUGACGUUGUAAUAACUGCCUAUGUUUAUCAUCUUGUGUUACUUCAACCAAAUGUAUCAGGUCUGUCACUUUUCAACACACAAACGUGUAUCAGCUUGGCUUCAUGUGAGGAGACUGUAAAGCAAAGCCCCGCUGGGUUAAAGCUGUGAGUGCUCAGCGAGGUCAUUGUGUUUGUCUGCGUCACUGAGAGUUGCUCGUCUCGUGAUUUACGUGUGAAAGACUUGUGAAAGAAGUCAAGACUUGUUGAUGAUAAUAAGCUCAACACUGCUCGGUGAUGUGAUAUAACCGAAAGAAUAAAAAUCUUAAAUCACUGUAGUCCAUUCUGAGUCCGCAAAGUAGGCGAUAAAAAUCUCCCCAUCUGCCGCAUUCCUCUUGUGGAAAACCUCCAAAAGCAAAAGGAUGAACUUUGUACGAGGCGGCGGUACCACAUGAACUACUUGGUGGUGAAGCACCUCUUGUCGAAAGCCUAUAUCUAAAAGGGAAAAGCUUUACAAUCUUUGCCCGAGGAAACUUAUAAUUAAUGCUUAACGUAACAUUGGUCAGUUGUGUCCUAAAGUCUUUUUAAACUCUACAACGCUCAUCCUGAAAUAAUGCCACUUUGAAAUCUGUUUUUUGGGCGAAAGAUUCAUGCGAUUUGAGGAGCAAUCCAGCGGGAGCAAAUGAAAGAUUUGAUGAAUUCUGAAAGCGAUUAUGUCGCCCGGAGGUCUUCCCCGCACAUCUCCCCGACAGACUUGUACAUGUUGUGCAACACAGACCACAUGCAAAACACUCAGCGAUGCAUAGUGACUCCUAAAGCAAGUCCCAGCAGAAUGAUCAGAACCACAACAGAUGAGUCAUAAAGAGAAACUAUCCGUCUUUAAGGAUGACAUGAGUCAUAGCAAUAAUCUCUGUCCCGGUGGGGUUCACCAACAGACAGCGCUAGACUCGACAUGCGAGCGCUUUUAAAACCACCUUGUUUCUGAGAGUCAAAUGGCUUCAGAUAAAGCAAAACAAACAUGUUUUGAGUCCAUCUCCAGCUCUUCCUCCCCCCCCCAACUUCUCUCUCCUGCAUCAACUAAAACCAAUCGGGGAAUAAAGACCUCCCGUCCAAUCAAUUACCACCCAAAUCAGAGCAGCGGCCUUUGCUACGGAAUCAUUUGUUGAAUCAGAGCAGAUGGCUGGGGGCACGUACCCCUGUGUCACAGGCCACAUCCGUGAGGAAAUCUGGGAUCAGGCCGCUCUCUCUUGACAUUCCCAGGUCUAUUAAGUGGACGGCAUGGCGCGCUCCAGUGCUGCCGGCUCCGCCGGAUCACCAACGCAUGAGGCUUCACCUGCCGAGGACACCGUCGGCUCACGCUAUUCCUUUCCAGAAGCUCUUGUUUUGUUCACAGCGAAAAUGCAAAGGGAUUAUUUUGCACUCGAGGAAACAUAAUAAUGGACGGGUUCUGUUCUUCAUCACCCAGCUGCACCCUGUACCGGCCGCAAAACACACCACUCUCAGUCCUAAACACAACUGGUUUAAUAAUGCCUUCAUUUCGUUCUCUCUCACGAUGUCAGGUGGUGUAUUAGAGUGUACACAUUUACAUGCAUCUGCGAAACAAGGCUUGUGUUUUCAGGAAAGUAGGAGAAAAAAAACAGUGUUUCUUUUCUUUUUUUUUCCAUAAAUUUGACCCUCAACGUGACUUGAAAGACGAUCAUCUUUCAUUCCAUACUGAUUUCUGAAGUGGAGGGAGGAAGCCUUUCAACCCUCCUCGUGUUAACUAUUAUCAAUAACAUGCUAAUGACUGAGAAAAUAAAUACACAAAUAAAUGUACCAACACUUGAACUCCAACUCAUGAUUAAAAAGAUCAUUCCAAACAUGCAUAUAUUAGAAUACCUAAGCACUGACAUUGAUUCUCCUGGCCAGUUUUUUUUGUGUUUUUUUUUUCAUUUUUCCGUUGAAUAAUAGUUUGUAUCUGAAUAAGCGUUGCCAGUUUCCGUAUCUCGGAUAAACCCUUUGAGGCUUCAUUAGUUUGCACAGCGUUGAAGUUGAAAGUCUGAAAAGGACUUUAUUCCCGAGCAUCUAGUUUGGGUGUUUGAUUUAGACAUCCAGUUUGGGAAAGAUAUUUUCAGUAUAUUAUUAAAUUCACUGCCAUCGCAGCAAUCUGCAAUAUAUCUUCGGCGACACAUUUUCCUGUUGCAUUUCCUGCCUGGAUGUUUGGAAGUUUGGGGUAAACUCCAUCAUCUGUGCGCCUCUUUAAAGCUUAUUAUGUGGCAAGUAUCAUUUCCAAGAAGGAUAACUGUCAUGACGAAAGCUUUGCCAACUGCCAUUGAAAGGUCCAUUCUACUGUUUGCUUAAUUCAUUUUUGAAUGAUCUGCUAAUUCACUUUAUUGUGGCACAUUUGUUGCUCACUAAUUUAGUUUUAUAGCUUUAAAGAAAUCUCUCUGUUCCCACAAAUCCUGUUUAGAUUGCACCCAAAUUGUUGGUAGAUGCUACUGCAUCCAACUGCAAAACUAAAAUGAAGCGAGAUGAUGUUUGUAUAUUUUGUUGUUUAUGUGUUAUGAUUGUGUUGAACAUCAUUUCAUAAUAUACACAUAUACAUACACAACAUAAGAUAAUAAGACCCUCCAGUUUAUUCACCCUCUUCUUUCCUUAUAGUCUUUGAUACUGCAAAAUGAAGGUUUCUUUUUUGGGGGCAAGUGCAACUCUUCGCUUCAUCUAUGACCACGAAAUCGUGGCGCACACUGCUGCAAAGUAAAGUUAAGCCACAGAUGGAAGAAAACAAUCUGAGCUGAUAAUGAAAUUCACACUUGCCAACACAAUUUACUGGGAGCUAUAAGAUGAACGUAAUGAAAAGCAAACCUUGUUUGCAGAUGAAGAGGAUUGUCAUCGCUUUCCGAUGCUAUAAUUCAUAGUCACAGCGAAAACACUUAGCUGAGGUGCAAAUCAAACAGCAUGUGAAUGUUGAAUAUUCAUCUCAGAUUUUUACUUUAAUAUGUCCUCCAACAAUUAAAAGGAAAUUAUUACGCCGCCGCUGUAGUUUGUCAUUUUGAUGGGUGGAAAGUUGAAACCUCUUCAUGAUGAAUGUGUCUCAGCAAUACAUCAUCUGUGUACGUGAAGGCCUCAUCUCUUCAAACAUGAGUGACUCAUCUCACAUCUUGAACCUGUGAUGUUUAAGACAACGUAAAAAAAAAAAAAAGAAAAAGCAGUUGACCCCUCUCUUUUGGUAGUUUUCCAUGUCGCCACGUUCCUCCGACCUUGAAUAUUUAACUGUGUCAAAAUCUGUUUCUGGAUUUAGGUCAGAUAGCUUCUAAUAAAGAGAUGUGCUACAGUGCGAAAACAAUUUGUAAAUGAACUGGUUGGGAAGUGCCGUUUCAAGGGCGCGCGCAACCAAGCUAAUUUUGCACCCUUGACAGGACGGAGUCACGCAGUGCACAUGAAGCGCAUUUGACCGCGCAUGCUAAAAUGGAUGUAAAAAAAAAAGGGAAGCUAUUACGGCUUUAUUAUUCACAGCAUGCACCAGGAAGUGGCAACAUUACUUUUAAUUGUCAUUAUUACCUGCUAUUAGUCGGAGUGGGAGGAAUAUCAAUUUUAUAAAGAGGGCUUCUGACCAAAUGUUAAGAAGCCUCCCUGUCAUGAGAGACACAUCCCCACUGCUCUGAGUGGGCAGAGAUGGCCGUGUUUUAACACUUAUGGAUAUUCAGUGGGUGAGCGCAGAAUGGUUCGAGCGAUAACAAGACAGUUACCAAAUGCAGAGUGGCACUGAGCGCUGUGAGAACAUAUGCUAAUGUGUUUGGUUGUGGCCAGAGAAACAGCAAGGUGUUUUAAAAAGCACGGGGGACCAACCGACUGCAGCACUGGCUCUGCUUCCGCCAAGAUAUUAAUAAAACCCGGGGCCCACUGGUGGGAGAGGAGGCAAAAUUCAUCUGGCGCUGGGAAAAGGUUUGUUUUGGAGAAUAUGAGGAGCCGCGGGAGGCGCGGACAGGCAGAGCCCUGCAUAAAAACCACAGCGCAGUCAUCAGCCGUCAUAAAUACAAAUGACAAAAGUGCAUUUACAGAUAAGAGAGGGAAUGGCUCUUUAGCUGAAAGUGGGGCGGUGGUGAAAACUGUAAAAGACUGGGGCCAUUUUGCUGAGUUUCGGAGCGCUAAGUAGCAUAGACAGUUGGGAAGAUUUCGUGGAUGGUGGAACUGCGUAUUGCCUGUGAGUUGAGAUGGAUCUGUGUGACGUGUUGGAGACUGACCAGUUGAGUCAGAGACUGUGCGAGAGAUCGGAAAGAUUCAAGCGCAUGACACAUCCACCACCAUUCAGGACCAAAGCUAGCAGUACAACAGUGUCUCUUCCGCAUGGCUUAAACAGAAAUUCAAAACAUUUCACUGAUACACAGAAUAACUUGAGGAUUUGAGACAGUUCCUCAUUUUAUGGGCUAUAUAUACCUUCUUUCCUGCCAUGAGUGGUCAUGUCUUUUAUUGUUAUUUUGCUCCGCCAUUCAGUCCAAUCGCAACAUGACAUCCCUCGGUGAGGUUUCAUGAAACAGUGUCCUACUUUUCAGAUGCCACUAGAUGGCACUGUCUGCCUUAUUGAGCUGCUAUUUCCUAUGAAACCUUGCGUCUUUUUUUUCUUUUUUCUUCUGAGGUCUGAAAACUGGGACACAUGAAACCUCAUCCACCCAUCACUACCAUUUUUACAUGGAGAAAUGUCAUCAUCCCAGGUCAACAGACAGUCAGGUGAUAAUGAACAUGAGAGUAAAACAGAACCUUGUGGAACACCACUGUUAUCUAUGAAAAAUUAGAUAAUAAAUCUGGUGUAAACAGCUUCAUUAACUUUACAUAACUUGAGUUAUCUCAUGUUUAAAAUGUUGAUUUGGUGUUUUUUUAAUUCAUCAGAAAACAUUUCCUCUUUUGAUGUCUCACUUAAGUGCCUGUUUAUUCCCAUGAAAAGUUUUGCAAAAAUAUGUUUAAACAACAUCAGAGCAUGCUCCAAAAACCGUGCUGAAUUAAAAAUGUGAUCAUCAGAACCUGCACUUUUGCUUUCUGCUCCCCAAACCGAUAUUUCACGGCUGCACUUUAGCUACCAGCGAUGGGAGUUUGGUGAGACGGCCACAGUUGCUUGGCACUGAUGGGUCAAGUGAUUCCCUGCUGGAGAUUGAAAUGAACAAAUGUGUGUUUAAAAACGUGGAAGUUUGAGAUCAAGGGCGCAGGAUUUAAAUGGAUGAAAACAUGGAGGUGAGCCAAACUGCCAUCGAUGUUGCGACUGGUGCAGGGUUUCGGUGUCCUGAUAGUGAGAAUGCGAGGCGAUCACUGGAUGAAACUAAACUGGUCUGGCGCCCUGAAACACUUCAUUUAAGCAUUGUUCCUACCAGCCUGAAUAACUAGGUCAAGCAGCAAUAACACACACAUUGUUUCCGUUGUUGUGUUGCGUGAAAAACGUACGACAACCAUGCACUUCUCCAUUCUGCUUCCACACUUGAGGUGCAGUGGACCUCUUCAGACACACUAAAAAAGGCUGAAUGUUGGUGUCUGUUAUCAAUACAUAGAUGGAUGUAUACAGUACACUGAAGCAAGAAAAUGCCGAGGUCUGUCUGUCACUCACUUGAUGAAACCGCCCCGUUCACCAGGAUAGAGAAUUAAACAGUCCGUUUGAAGUGAGACUCGUCACUUGCGCAAAGAGAAAGGCUAUUAUUUUUGGAGGCAUUAAUAAAGCAUUAUGGCUUCUCGUUUGGCAGUUCUCAUUGAAAGUCUUAACUAGGCCAAGACGAUUUAGAUGGUUCCUUUUUCACAAGCUUAUUCCAUCAAACCCAUGUGCUUGAGUGUAGUAGGAGGAGCUCCGCUCGUGCGCGUCCAAACCCAGGUUGAAAUGGAGAGUGGACUGACUCGACGUGGGAUUCCUGCUCGACGGUUCUUUCUCCAGGAGAUCAUUUCAGUAACAUCCUGGGAACCAUUCAUUUGACUCUGAAUGUUUGUCAGGGAAUGAAAGGCUUUCCACUUUUGAUACAGUGUGUCAUCGUCGAUCAGGAUCGAGGGACAAUACAUCUGUCAUUCUCAAUCAAGAGAGCCGACGCUUCAACCGAAGCAGAUCAGACAGGAGACAGUACACAGGACCAUACAAGCUUCAUCACUUCCAACAACUGCUCAGGAAAACUUUUUCCACUCACACAAUUAUUUACACUGCUCUGAUGCCCCUUAUGCUUAGACUCUACUGAGUCACAAAAAACAGCUUUCAUUUACCUCCAGACGCAAUGUGGUCAUGGCUGUUCCGUGUCAUGCAUCAACACUGCUAUGACAACAUGAACAUGCAAGAGAUCAAAAAUACUGCUGGAAGUUCUGACAGCUUUGUCUAGUCACACAUCAUAGAUCAGCUGAUGUGGAUGGAUGAAGGGUUGCAGGGUUAAUGUCAUAUCACACUGAGAAACUGUGAACCAUCAUGCCAAUAUAUAUAUAUAAUAUAUAUGAAACUUAAUUCGCUUAAUGUUAGUUUGCCAACCAGUUGAGAAUCACCUUCUUCUUCUUCUGUCAAAUGCAAUGUCGCUACACCACCACUUAGGCUCCUCACGGUGCAACUGUUGCAUUCCUCCACCACGUCCAGGAGCUUGUUUGUGCUCUAGAUUUCAAUUUAACAACGUUUUCCGCUUUCUAAAGAGUCGCUUUCCAGAAUGUGAUGCUCAUUUAUUUCCUGCACUAGAAAAAUGUUGAGUGUGCCUUUAACAUUCAAAAGGAAUUGCUAUUAUUUAUAGCAUAGAUAUCAGCAGCACAAAGAACCCACAUCAGUCGAAACCAUGACUGAAAUCGUCCUCGCCUUCUCCGCACAGACAUCCAACAUUUACAUAGGAGUGAAGAUCAAUGUAACUCAUGCAGUCUGGUGUGACACUUAUUCAAAACAUUUCCCCCCUUUUUUCCCCAGUGUAGAUUGGAGCACAGGGAGGUGAACUGGCACUGAGUGAUGUGGGUAAAGAAAGGCAGACACUUCCUCAGCUGUCUCAAAGAGCGUUUUGUCAUGUAUCCUCACUUGUUAAAGUACCUGCAACACGCUUCACGUCGGUACUGGAUCCAGGUUUAUUUCUCCGCAUUUGAUGCCGUUUGAUGUCAGAUGUGAAACUGAAGAAAUUGAAGGGUGAAAAGCACAUGUCUGACUGCUUCUUCUUUUUCUUUACGCCAAGACUUUUUUGGUAAAUGGUUAUUAAGUUUGAUGUCAUACAUUAUGAAGGAUGUCCUUCACGUUGCGUCUGAUUUCAAGGGACAGCUUGACAAAACUCACUUUGAAUUUAGUUGAAAGCAUGUCUAAUUGAAUUUUGAUACAUAAUUAAAUCAAGCAAUAAAUCAGCCCAGAUCCCUCAGCAGCCGACAGUUCAACACUCCUGAGCACCGCCAGCUAAUUAUGAUGAAGUUAUUAUCUCAGCCAAAGGGAGUACUCUGAAAGGUUCCUCCUGCACACAGUCGAAUCUUCCUUACCAAAUUGUACUCAACCUUGAGGAAAGGGCAGCACUUUGCACCGGCUUUCUCGACGCUUUCAGCGCUGUCGUUCAUUUCCUCAGUGGAAUCCACAUGAUGACUAGAAUCGCUGGCUACUCUGUGUUUGUACCGUAAUAUGGGGACGUUGUUUUUAAUAGAUUUAAUUGCAUUUGUGCUGUAUAAAGUCUCCACAGUUUGUGAUAAAAUCACUGUGAAAAAUCUAACCGAAACUGCGAUAGGACUGAAGUCCAACCCAGCUACUGUGGGCAUCUCGCCCUCUAAAGUUUUGCUCUCCCAAGAAUAAAAACAUAUGAGAAAUAUCUCACAACAAAGGCACCAGAUGUUGCUCUUAUUGAACAUGUUAACGUAACAUCUCUGGCGCCUGUUUCAGUAGCGGACACAAAGCAACAGACCUCUCAGAAUACUCUUGCACCUUCUCUCUCUCUAAAUAAAUCACACUGACAGAACCCAAGCUGCGCUGCUACAAGCACAAGGUUCAUCACCACGAAUGCAUCCCCAAAAUGUGGCAACCUGAGUCUGGUUAUGAAGAGGACUCUGAACUUUUUAUUCCUGAUCCUCUUCC